Aspergillus brunneoviolaceus CBS 621.78 is the source of this 744-nucleotide messenger RNA. Its product is annotated as NAD(P)-binding protein. Gene Ontology annotation, cellular component: lipid droplet; endoplasmic reticulum. The transcript has 6 exons. The record is from RefSeq and is a predicted model, not a curated record. Gene Ontology annotation, molecular function: triacylglycerol lipase activity; acylglycerone-phosphate reductase (NADP+) activity. Lineage: Eukaryota; Fungi; Ascomycota; Eurotiomycetes; Eurotiales; Aspergillaceae. Gene Ontology annotation, biological process: phosphatidic acid biosynthetic process; triglyceride catabolic process. Bases 1 to 744 code for a protein of 247 amino acids.
AUGGCUGGGAAAUUUGCGUUGAUCACCGGCUGUGGUGGAGGUGGCAUCGGCCAAGCCCUUGCGUAUGGUCUACGUGAUAAAGGCUACACUGUUAUCGCCACGCUGCUUCCCCACGAAGACGACACUCAUUUGACUGCUCGCAAUGUCAAAUUCUAUAGAGUAGAUGUGACGAGCGAGAAGAGCGUCAGAGAGCUUCAUACGGCUCUCGAGACUCUUACCAAUGGUAGACUUGAUAUUCUAAUCAACAACGCGGGAAUUGUCUACACAAUGCCAGCAGUAGACACAGAUGCCGCCCAGGUCGAAAAGAUGUUCCGUGUUAACGUUUUCGGACCGAUGCAGAUGGUGCAUGUCUUUCAUCGCAUGCUCAUCGCGGGGCAAGGUGUGAUUGUGAACAUCGGCUCCAUAGGCGGCAUCUGCCCAUACGUAGCCACCAACAUCCUUAAGACGGAUUUCAAUCGUAGUCUCCCUGAGGGCUCUGUUUACGGGCCUCUCGCCGAUGCCUUCCGGCAGCACGUUCGUAGGACUCCCAAUACAAUGACGCCAGAGGAAUAUGCCAAGGGUGUUAUAGAGGAGAUAGUCAAGCCUUCGUCCAAAGCAUGGUUCUGGUAUGGCAAUGCAACGACUUUAGUCUGGUUCUUCAGCACGUUUCUCCCGCAUACGGCCUUUGACUGGCUCUUUUACCGCUGGUUCAACUUGGAGAAACUGGCAAUCAGAUUCAGGGAAGAAAAGAUUGGGGGUCUUUAG